Molecule: messenger RNA, 679 nt
Organism: Eruca vesicaria subsp. sativa (arugula)
Lineage: Eukaryota; Viridiplantae; Streptophyta; Magnoliopsida; Brassicales; Brassicaceae
Source: the annotation of a GenBank genome assembly
UUGUCUCUAAUCUCUCUUAUCCAUUUCUUUUCCAUUUCGUCGUCUUCAUCUUCCUAAUCACAAAAAAAUGGGUCGCCGUAGCUCCGGAGGAAGAUCUGCACCUCGUCCUCGCCCUGCUGCUGCACGCAGCCCCGCUCCUCAGCCUGUAAACCGUGCACCUCCUCCAGCUCCAGCUCAGGCCACCAGUGGUGGUGGCAUGUUCUCAGGCAUAGGUUCCACCAUUGCUCAGGGUAUGGCUUUUGGAACCGGAAGUGCAGUUGCGCAUAGGGCUGUUGAUUCCGUCAUGGGCCCUAGGACCAUUCAGCAUGAAGCUGUUGAGGCGGCUACCUCUGCUUCUGCUGCUCCUGUCGGAAGCAGCAUGUUCUCUAGCUCCUGUGACAUUCAUGCUAAGGCUUUCCAAGAUUGUAUCAGCAGCUAUGGAAGCGACAUUAGCAAGUGUCAGUUCUACAUGGACAUGCUGUCUGAAUGCAAGAAGAACUCCGGUUCUGGUCUUAGUGCCUGAAGCUUGUUUCGUUUCUUGUUGUGGUGUCUAAAAAUUAUUCAGCUUUGAUAUGCUGAGAGUCUGGAUAUCAUCAAAUAACAACAUUUCAGAUAUGCAAGUUUCAUGUGUUUGUUUGUUACUUUUAAUAUAAUAAACUUUGGAGUGUUUUAUUGUGCUAAUAUAAUACAUUCUUCCAAC